AUGGAUGAAAGAUAUGGAGCUGAACUUUCAUCUAACACUGCUGAUACAGUGAUUACUGCUAAUGCAAAAGAAGUGAUAUUUGAGGACGAGGAAGUGAAAGGGAAGUGGAAGAGCGCUGACCGUAUGUCAUCAUUUGGGGACUUUAUUGCCUUAUCUGGAAAAUGUGAUGAAUUAACAGCACGUAUUAUCAGUCGUGAAGUUUCCGAUGGUAUUGUGGCACCAGAUUAUGAAGAUGCAGCAUUAAAUAUUUUGGCAAAAAAGAAAUCUGGAAAUUACAUUAUCCUUAAGAUUGAUGCACAAUAUUUGCCAUCGGAAUGUGAAGAACGUACGAUUUUCGGACUUCGUUUGAAGCAGAAACGAAAUAAUGCUCGUGUAAGACCGGAUAUGUUCACCAACAUUGUAUCCAAAUCUGACCGAAUAACCAAAUCAGCAUUGGACGAUUUAAUAGUUGCAACAAUUGCUGUAAAAUAUACACAGUCAAAUAGCGUCUGUUUUGCUCAUCGUGGACAGGUGAUUGGUAUGGGAGCUGGUCAUCAGUCAAGAAUACAUUGUACACGUUUAGCUGGCGAAAAAGCUGCAUCAUGGUGGAUGCGACAACAUGAACGUGUUUUGAAUUUGCCAUGGAAUCCGACAGUUAAACGAGCCGAACGAUCGAAUGCUAUUGAUGUUAUGGUAUCCGGAGUGCUUGGUACAGAAAUUUCUGAAAGUCAUUGGAGCCAACAUUUUGUUGAACCAGUUGAACCGUUUACCAGUGAAGAACGAAAGAAGUGGUUAACCAGUCUAACUGAUGUUGUCGUUAGUUCAGACGCCUCUUUUCCGUAUCGUGAUAAUAUUGACUGCGCAAGUCAGUACGGUGUAAAAUAUGUGGCAAGUCCUGGUGGUUCACCGCGAGAUCAGGAGAUAAUUGAGGCAUGCGACGAGUACGGCAUGACCUUAAUUCAUACGGGACUUAAACUUUUUCAUCACUGA
Messenger RNA from Enterobius vermicularis (human pinworm), 969 nucleotides. Lineage: Eukaryota; Metazoa; Nematoda; Chromadorea; Rhabditida; Oxyuridae. The record is from the annotation of a GenBank genome assembly.